Rhizoctonia solani is the source of this 2682-nucleotide messenger RNA. RefSeq lists its product as uncharacterized. The transcript is spliced from 6 exons. Gene Ontology annotation, cellular component: telomerase holoenzyme complex. NCBI's taxonomy places the organism in Eukaryota, Fungi, Basidiomycota, Agaricomycetes, Cantharellales, Ceratobasidiaceae. Gene Ontology annotation, biological process: nuclear-transcribed mRNA catabolic process, nonsense-mediated decay. The coding region runs from base 1 to 2682 and encodes 893 amino acids. The record is from RefSeq and is a predicted model, not a curated record. Gene Ontology annotation, molecular function: protein binding; telomeric repeat DNA binding; telomerase RNA binding.
AUGGGUGACCCCUCCAAGCUAUCACGGGACGUCAAAGGGCUUGUGGCCGACUUUCGUGGAGAGCUCAAGCUUCGAGACCCCUGGGAUCGUGAGAUUGAUAUCCAGUUCAAACGAAUUCAACGGAAAUACAAGGAUAUCCUUUUUGGCUUUCCGUUUGCACGCCAAGCCCAGGCAGUCGACCAGUCUCUGUGGUCGGAUACAUCCUAUGCCCUUAUAGCCCAAUAUCGUUCUCGAAUCGACCCCAUACGGGCAUCACCCCCGGGUAACAAGAAUGCCGUCGAGAACAGAAAAAUGCUCCAGAAAUUCCUUGCAUUCCUUGGAGCCGAGGGCACCUUUUGGUCUGGAAUCGUUUCCAGACUAGUUCGCAUCCACGGACUGACCGAGGCGAACGGGGCCAUGGUAGCACUUGGGAUGAACAUUGUAGAAUUCGAGAAUCGCGAGUCGCUCGCACGACAAGGUCAAAUCGACAUGGCACCCGCUCUCGAGGACAAUCCCACACCGACUCAUCCUCCUCCUAGCCACGAGCAUCGAUCGAAUAAACUCCUUGUCGUUUUUCGUGCACUCAUAUAUUUGGGGGACAUUGCGCGCUAUCGAGAACAGUAUGGGACGCAUCCGAACAAGGCAAAUUCCGAGCCAAGCACUAAACGUUCGCGAGGUGGGAGGAGGGGCAAAGGCGGAGGAGCUGAAAAGUUAACGAGAAACCCUUCUCGAAGGCCGAGGCUUUCUAUGUUCAGGCCCGGUUGUUGUUACCUGAUUACGCUACGUUAUCUUGAUCUCGCCCUGCUCCCCUCCUCCAGCCCGACCAAGCUGGCUCGCCACACUCAGAAUGUCCUGGCGAGUUUCGCAUCAUUGGUCACUCGUCGGCUACUUCCUGCGGCAACGAUUGUUCAAGUCUUGGUCAUAACCUUGGGAGCACUUUGGAGGGUGCGGAUGUUUAGAAUGGAAGGGGAUCAUAAACCCGAACGAAGGCGGGCAAAGCCCAAGGCGAGCGACCGAGAAGAGAGUCGAGAAGAGGAUAUCCCAUUGGAGACACGAGUAGUUGCACAUUUACUGGCUUUGUAUACCGUGCUCCUGGAAAUUGGGAUAAGGGAGAUUCAGGAUGGGGUCAAGGAGGUUGGGGAAAUGGCGGGUGACGAACAACAACAAGCCGAGAAGCUCGCACAGAGGAUUACAGGCACGUUCCGCAGAACUUUGCCGGCUUUGCGGAUUGCCAACAAGUGGGUCAAGGCGAAUGUUCGAUAUUUGCAGCAGUAUCCUCUGGAUGACUCACAGGAGCCGAAUACGCCCACAUCGCCCACUCUCCCAAACACGAUGCGUCCUAGUCUCACUUCUUUUUGGCACGCUUGGUCACGAUUUGAUGGCCAGCUUAACGAGGCGUUCCCUUUGAAUUUACUUCCCUCGGUAUCAGUCAAUUUAGAGGAAGAUAUUGAUAUGAAGGGAUUCUCACCGCUGAAAUGGGAAUCGAAUGGAGGGCUUGACCCAGUGGGUCGCGGGGGUCAAGGUACAAAUGAGGCAGCAAGCGUGCAUCCGAACGAAGAGCAGCUCAUGAGAAUUGGAGACCUAAUUGUAGACAACAAAUACAUCACUGCUCUCCCGGGAUGUCCCCUAGCAUCAGGCUCCAUUCCGUCUGAGACCCAUAACCAGAGUCAAGGUUACGCCGGCAUCGAACCCCAUGAUCGCUGGGAUGAGGCAAACGAUACCGACUUGGGCAGCGACGAUGGAACUCCCGAAGAUGAUGAUUUCCCCGGCCAGGAAGACGACCGUGCAACAGUAAGUACGAGAACCGAUGAUGAUCCAGUUCGGCUCGCUAUGGACGCAAGGUUGAGCGAUCACGAAGACGAAGGCGAGGAUGAACAAAUAUUAUACCCUCAGGGCUUUCGUCAGAGGCCUGUAAGUGUUUCUAUGUCUCCCCCUCCCCAUUCGGCUUCUCCUCUGUUAGAGACUGGUCCAGCACUAGUUUGGCCUCCUCCGACGCCUUCGUUCCUUUCGGAACCUACGGAGCGUUCUGCUCGUGUUCACAGCCAUACACAGCCUAGACCAGCUGGAACAACUGCCGAAGAUUUACUGAAUCGCGUUUUGAAUGGUACUCCCACCUUUUUAAACAUGGCAACGAGUCCCGUUGGCAAUAAUACAUCAAGCAUAAUCACCUCCAAUACGCCGUUUGUUGGGCGCUCCAUUUCUAUGCAUGGCCCGACCCCUUCGUUCUUGUCGCCUGCCCAAAACCGUUCUCCAGACCCUUUCCCUUUGCAGAAUCCCCUUGGGGCGCCAGGACUCGACCUGCGUCCAGGCCUUCCGCGCUCUCCGCCGCAACCGUCCGCAUUUUCGAACCAGCGAUCGACCACUUUCUCUGCCGUAGGUUCACCCAGUUCUCUCUCUCCCGGGGUCGGGAGAACAAACGACCCUCUGGCCUUUCGUUCGCACGCUCGACUCCCGUCGCUCACCGGAGCGGCCACGAUAUGGACUCCAGCGCCUCAGGAGGUAGCUCGGGCGGGAUCCUGGGGUGGUUCCUCAGGUACAGGCCCUAUGCGCUCAAACUCGAUCGCUGGUGGGAUGGUUGGACCUGGCUUUGCCUCGGAUGGAACAUGGUCGGCACGUAACCAGGGGUUUGGAGAUAUGGAGGUAAAUCGCCUUUCGAGGCAGCAGACCUAUGCGACAGCUAGGGACAUUCCAAAUUGGGAAUAG